This is a messenger RNA of Perkinsus marinus ATCC 50983, 378 nucleotides long. RefSeq lists its product as hypothetical. The record is from RefSeq and is a predicted model, not a curated record. The coding region runs from base 1 to 378 and encodes 125 amino acids. Lineage: Eukaryota; Perkinsozoa; Perkinsida; Perkinsidae. The transcript has 3 exons.
AUGCAGUCAGGCAUCCCUCCUUUCCAGUUACUCACUAAUCUCCAAACUCACUGGUUGGAGCCCCUCACUGAGAAGGUCCAGCGAACGCCGUUCAAUACGCCGCACAAGCAGUUUGGGGAUUUAUAUAAACGACGUUCUCGCUCGGAGGAUACUCUGGUCCUCUCCUGUGCGACCCUAUCACAGUUACACACUGAUGAUCUGAAGACCCUCUGGGAGCUCGUGGACAGCAUAGUUGCCGAGGCUGGUGAUGAGCCAAUACGAUGGGCUCAGCCUAUUCCGGAGGGCAUGGUGGAGGUCAUCCGGCACGAGUUACAUCCAUUACAUCGGGUGAUACGGAAGUACCUGGCUGAUAGAGAGAAGGCGACGCCCUCCAAAUGA